Molecule: messenger RNA, 531 nt
Organism: Closterium sp. Yama58-4
Lineage: Eukaryota; Viridiplantae; Streptophyta; Zygnematophyceae; Desmidiales; Closteriaceae
Source: the annotation of a GenBank genome assembly
AUGGAAGAGGUGACGCCAGGCUGUAGACGGCACCGCAUUCUGAUGGUUCCGCAUUUUGAGCUUGACAACGUGAAACACCUCUCCACUCCUGUGGGGCGUAUGUUCUGGAUACAAGUUCUUAUGGAGAUCCUCUCAGAGGCUUACCUCAGAGAAGCAGUUGAAAGAAUGGUGGAGCCUAACUAUUACGUUGACACCAUCAAGCCGAGGCACAGGUUCACCAAUGAUACUUUCCUUGUUGAUCAGUUCGCGAAUACCCUUACAAGCCUUUCUUUACGUGAUGCUGAGCAUAUCCUUGGUAAGGUUUUCCAGAAGUUUGCUUCAGGAAUGGUGGGAAAAGCUGAGCUGGUCUUUCAUGGAACUCCUUCCAAGAACAAGGCAUCAGGGUUCAGUGGAACAGGCACUGUUAUUGUCUUCCUGGUCAUCGUGACAAGUGAUGCAUUGGUGCAUCACUACAGCAACGCCUAUGUUAUCCUCAAUAACUCCAAAUAUCAGCUGCCACUUGGUACAAUUAGUGUAAACAGAUACCAGUAG